AUGGAUUUGAAAUUCAAUGCUGCAGAAUGCCAAAUGGACACUCUUUCAGCUGGACUCUCUUUUUACAGUUGCAUGAUCUCUUCAUGGAUAGCAGCUGCAGCUGGAUCAUCAUCAAUAUCGUUUCACAGCUGCAUCUACUACAGCUGGAUUCUUACUGUUCACGCCACUAUUCACGUUGCUGCUGCAGCUG
Messenger RNA from Ilex paraguariensis (yerba mate), 190 nucleotides. The record is from the annotation of a GenBank genome assembly. Lineage: Eukaryota; Viridiplantae; Streptophyta; Magnoliopsida; Aquifoliales; Aquifoliaceae.